Molecule: messenger RNA, 1610 nt
Organism: Balaenoptera musculus (blue whale)
Lineage: Eukaryota; Metazoa; Chordata; Mammalia; Artiodactyla; Balaenopteridae
Gene: SIAH2
Product: siah E3 ubiquitin protein ligase 2
Exons: 2
Coding region: 578-1549 (323 amino acids)
Biological process (GO): proteasome-mediated ubiquitin-dependent protein catabolic process; multicellular organism development
Cellular component (GO): cytoplasm
Molecular function (GO): ubiquitin conjugating enzyme binding; zinc ion binding; ubiquitin protein ligase activity
Source: RefSeq, a predicted model, not a curated record
UUGGGCAACGCCUUCCCGAAAAGCGGCCCCCUCCGCAGCCCGGAAAAUCAAGACCCCGCGCGGCGGCGACCGGACAUGCUCACUGGCGCGGGUCGGGGCCUCAGCCCCGGCAGGAAGCGCCCGCGCUAGGCGGUCCCCCGUGCUGCCAGCUGGAGUCGGGCGGAGCCGGCGCUCCAGCGCAGGGUGGCUCUGCCAGUCCCCGCGCGCCUGGGCGGCCGCACACGUAUCCAAGCGUCACGUCCGCGCGCGCCCCCGGGGCUUGCGUCAGCUGCCGCUCCAGGAGCGAGUGGGCCGUGGUUCUGCGCACCGCUCGGCUUCGGGUCCGCGACGCCUCCGGGAGGAGGAGUCUGGGGGCGCGGAGGGGUGUUCGGAGCGCCGGGGACCGCGGAGAUCGUCAGCGCGGUUCGGCCCCCCCCCCCCCACGCCUGCCCGGCGCCGACCGCCUCCGCUGCUCGGUCCCGGGCUGGGCGCGGUGGCGUUGCCCAGGAGCCCGCCGCCCGCGGGGCGCGCACCGCCUUGACCCCGGCGGCCCCGCGGCAGGCAGGCGCCCGCAGUUCCAUGGUUGGUUCGGAGCGCGAUGAGCCGCCCGUCCUCCACCGGCCCCAGCGCUAACAAACCCUGCAGCAAGCAGCCGCCGCCGCAGCCCCAGCACGCUCAGUCCCCGACUGCGCCCCCGGCCGCCGCCACCAUCUCGGCUGCGGGCCCCGGCUCGUCCGCGGUCCCCGCCGCGGCGGCGGUGAUCUCGGGCCCCGGCGGCGGCGGGGCUGGCCCGGUGUCCCCGCAGCACCACGAGCUGACCUCGCUCUUCGAGUGCCCGGUCUGCUUUGACUAUGUCCUGCCCCCCAUCCUGCAGUGCCAGGCCGGGCACUUGGUGUGUAACCAAUGCCGCCAGAAGUUGAGCUGCUGCCCGACGUGCAGGGGCGCCCUGACGCCCAGCAUCAGGAACCUGGCUAUGGAGAAGGUGGCCUCGGCAGUCCUGUUUCCCUGCAAGUACGCCACCACGGGCUGUUCCCUGACCCUGCACCACACGGAAAAGCCGGAGCACGAAGACAUCUGUGAAUACCGCCCCUACUCUUGCCCUUGUCCCGGUGCUUCCUGCAAGUGGCAGGGGUCCCUGGAAGCCGUGAUGUCCCAUCUCAUGCACGCCCACAAGAGCAUCACCACCCUUCAGGGAGAAGACAUCGUCUUCCUGGCCACAGACAUUAACCUGCCGGGGGCCGUGGACUGGGUAAUGAUGCAGUCGUGUUUCGGCCAUCACUUCAUGCUGGUGCUGGAGAAGCAAGAGAAGUACGAGGGCCACCAGCAGUUCUUCGCCAUCGUUCUGCUCAUUGGCACCCGCAAGCAGGCGGAGAACUUCGCCUACAGACUGGAAUUGAACGGGAACCGGAGGAGACUGACCUGGGAGGCCACGCCCCGGUCCAUCCACGACGGCGUGUCCUCGGCCAUCAUGAACAGCGACUGCCUGGUGUUCGACACAGCCAUAGCGCAUCUCUUUGCAGAUAAUGGGAACCUCGGAAUCAAUGUGACUAUUUCUACGUGUUGUCCGUGAUGCACCGAAAUGAUUUGGGCAUAGCGCUCUAUGGUUAAUAAAGGUUUUUAUAGAUGUUUUA